CUGAGGCCAGGCCCCCUCAGCCAAUCACAGCCUCGGCACUCGUCACAUAAAGCGAAGAACACUAACAGGCACAUGACAGCAAGUGCUCAGGAAGCCCAGUGCAGCUCUACACUGCAAACAAAUAAGCAAAUCAACUACUAUCAGCAAGGAUCUCCAAAAAAGGAAAACAUUGGUUUGCGGUCAAGAUGAAGUGUAUACUUAGGAUAUUACUGCUGGCAUGCGCCCUGUACUUUAUUGAAACAACUAAAAGCCCUAGGAAAAAAUACACUUCUACUAAAGCAAAAGAUAAUUGCAUACUUGAUGGAAGCGAGGAGAGCAAAAACGAAGUGUCAAUGACAGUCAGAGGACGGACUUGUGUAUCAUGGAAUAUAUUAUCAAGGAAAUACCCCUCCUUCCAUAACUGCAAUCAUAACUACUGCAGGAAUCUAGGUAACAAGAUUCAGCCAUGGUGCUUUGUAAGGAAAGGAAAUUAUUAUGUGCGGGAAUACUGUGACAUUCCCCACAAGGAAAUGAAACCAACCACCACGAGUCCACCCACAUCUGACCAACCAAAGCAAGACACAGAAUCAACCUGUGGGGAGCGACGCUUGAACCGCAUUACAAAGAUAAUAGGAGGAUCAAGGUCAACUGUUGAGUCACAGCCUUGGAUGGCAGCUAUCUUCAAAGGAGAGGGAUUCGUUUGUGGAGGAACUCUUAUUGCUUCAUGCUGGAUCCUCACUGCAGCCCACUGCUUCCCUGACGGUAAGAGAACACGCAUAAUGAAAUAUUCGGUCUAUCUGGGAAAGAAUGCCAUCAACGAAACCGACACUGUCAAAGAACAGCAGUUCAACAUCAGCGAACUUGUGCUCCAUGAGGACUAUAAUUACACAGCUGAAGACUUUAAUAACGACAUUGCUCUUUUGAAGAUAGCGGACAGCAGUGGACAAUGUGCAGUGAGGACAGACUAUGUGAGAACCGCCUGUCUUCCCCCUUUCCAGCAGAUGCUUCCCACAGGAUUCUACUGUGAGAUUGCUGGCUAUGGAAGACAUCAAAAGGGUGGCUUUAAGUACUCUCGAUAUCUGAAACAGGCUCAAGUGAGGCUUAUUUCCCAGAAUGCUUGCCAGAAAAAGUAUUACAGCAAGGAAGAAGUCAAUGAAAACAUGUUGUGCGCAGCUGGUAGAGAGUGGGAGGAAGAUGCUUGCCAGGGUGACUCAGGAGGGCCUCUGGUGUGUGAAUUAAAUAACACCAUGUUCCUAUUCGGUAUCAUUAGCUGGGGAAAAGAAUGUGCAAAAAAGUUUAACCCAGGAGUUUACACAAAAGUCACCAAUUACAAUAACUGGAUCUCACAGCAUACUGGUUUACCCAAAUAUACAGCAGGCUCCAGGUAUCCACAAAAGGACUGAUU
This is a messenger RNA of Carassius carassius (crucian carp), 1384 nucleotides long. RefSeq names its product urokinase-type plasminogen activator-like. The transcript is spliced from 11 exons. The record is from RefSeq and is a predicted model, not a curated record. Gene Ontology annotation, biological process: regulation of cell adhesion mediated by integrin; plasminogen activation. Gene Ontology annotation, molecular function: serine-type endopeptidase activity. Bases 186 to 1382 code for a protein of 398 amino acids. NCBI's taxonomy places the organism in Eukaryota, Metazoa, Chordata, Actinopteri, Cypriniformes, Cyprinidae.